Cynara cardunculus var. scolymus (artichoke) is the source of this 2668-nucleotide messenger RNA. RefSeq lists its product as uncharacterized. The transcript has 9 exons. The coding region runs from base 37 to 1764 and encodes 575 amino acids. Gene Ontology annotation, molecular function: ATP hydrolysis activity. The record is from RefSeq and is a predicted model, not a curated record. Lineage: Eukaryota; Viridiplantae; Streptophyta; Magnoliopsida; Asterales; Asteraceae.
AAGAACACACGCUGAUUUUGCCGCCAAAAUCGGAACAUGCUCUGUCUACCUCUUCGCUUAAUCUCUCCUCACCCUAAAAUCCCUGUUGGAUCCCAAACCCAAGUGUUCAGAUUCUUGUCAACAACCCAUUUUGUUCAUCUUCAUCAUCGUCGUAAGUAUUCGAACAAUAUUGUUCACAGGAGUUAUGAGUAUAGUUCUUGUUCUUGUUCGAAUUCGGAUAUGGGUUCUUUCAGUUCGAGCGAAGAAGAAUUUGAUAUGGAAUUGGGACGCUUGUUGAGGUUGUUGCCGGAGGAGAUGCGGCGGAGGGUUAACGAGCAUCACGAACUUCACCAACUGAUUGAGGUCGUUAUGGAUUUGGGUCGGAAACCCUUGGCUCGAUUUCCUUCUGGAGAUUUUGUCUUAUCUGAUCAUUUGAUCACGGUGGAUGAUCUUUUACACGCUACUUCAUUGGUAGGUGACUUUGCUAUUGAUAAUCGAGCUGGCAUCAGCAGAACUUUGCACCGGAUUAGUGCCAUCAGAAACCGCAAGGCCGCAAUUAUUGGGCUAACCUGUCGUGUCGGUCGAGCUGUAUCAGGAAGUGCCAAAUUAUUGCAAGAUAUGGUUAAAGAUGGAGCCUCUUUAUUGCUUAUUGGACCUCCAGGAGUUGGAAAAACUACAAUUAUCAGGGACAUUGCUCGAAUGCUUGCAAAUGAUUAUAAGAAACGUGUCAUGAUUGUUGACACCUCAAAUGAAAUCGGUGGAGACGGUGAUAUACCUCACGCAGGUAUAGGUAAUGCUCGAAGGAUGCAAGUUCCUGAUUCUGAUAUGCAACAUAAGGUGUUAAUAGAAGCAGUUGAAAAUCAUAUGCCUCAAGUGAUUGUAAUUGAUGAAAUCGGCACAAAACUUGAAGCAGCCGCUGCAAGCACUAUUGCACAACGCGGGAUUCAGUUAGUUGCAACUGCUCAUGGUAUUACGAUAGAGAAUUUGGUGAUGAAUCCUUCGUUGGAGAUGCUUGUUGGAGGAAUACAGAGCGUGACACUAGGAGAUGAAGAGGCAAAUCGAAGGGGUGUACAGAAAUCAGUGCUGGAGAGAAAAGGUCCAUCUACUUUUGAUUGUGCCGUGGAGAUCAUUUCUAGGGUUGAGUUGAGAGUUCAUAGUAGCCUGGAAGCAACAGUUGAUGCUAUUCUUUCUGGCCGUUCCCCAAAAUAUCAAGUUUGCAAAUUAAAUCAGGGAGAGGUAGAUGUUACUUUACAAAAUGAUCCAAUUGCACACGAUUCAUUUGUCAAGAAGAGUGUCACCACAAUUGAAGGCAUUCCACAGUGGACCAAUGAAAAGCUUACCUCUAACAAACACAUCUCUAAAGAGUCUCGAAGCGACAAAGAGAAUUCUUAUGAUAAGCCACCCUUGUGUUUGUUUCUCUAUGGGGUCUCAGAGACCUGUGCAAUACAAGUAUUCAAAAACUUAAAGAUGGACUCUGCUGUUGAAUUCACGGAGAAUAUUAGUGAAGCAGAUGCAAUACUUGCACUACUAUCCAAAAUCAGGAAAAAUUCUCGGAUUCAGGCUGCUGCUCACUCUAGUGAUGUACCUAUUUAUGUGACCAAGACAAGCUCGUUGACGCAAUUAGCAAAGGCCAUAGAGGCAUUAGUGACUGAUUAUGAUAAUGGUUUUGAAGAUAUUGAGGAUGAAACUCAGAUAAAUGAAUCAGAGAAGACUGAUGCUUUGGAGUGCGCCAUUCUUUUCUGGCUUGCUAUAAUUUGUCCUAGUUCGACGGUUUCUGGUUCAUGAUUUAUUGGAAGAUGACUGGAAAAGACAAACCAUCUGGCAGCAACAGUGGUCCAUGUGUACCCGAGAAGCUUCCAGUAAAUGUAAUCACCGACAACAAGCUUAAUAGCUCCAACUUCUUUGCUUGAAGCAAAACUAUUCGUAUCUAUCUCCGAAACAUGGGAAUGGCUUCUCAUCUCACAUCUGAUCUCCUUAAAGGUGAGGGUUUCUGAUUCAUGGUUACAAAGUGAUGCUCGUUUGUACUUGCAGAUUAUCAAUAUUAUUGAGCCUUUCGUUUCGUCUUUGGUUAGUCACUGUGAUUACAUGAAGGAUCUUAUAGAUUAUCUUGAUUUUCUAUAUCUGGACAAAGUAACAUCUCUCGAAUAUAUAGUGUUUGUAAGUCCUUUCAUUGUGGAGAAACAUGACUGAUCACUCACUACUUAUGUCAUGGAGUUCAAGAAAGUAUAUGAGGAGCUUAACUCUCUUCUUCUAUUAAGUGUUGAUGUCAAAGCCAUGCAGACCCAGAGGGAACAAGUGGCUGAUAUCAGUUUCUUGCCUGGUUUGCGACCAGAAAUUGACUCUAUUAGAUCUCAGUUCCUGAAUGAAUAUGCUAUUCCUUCUCUUUAGGAAACAUUUGUCUGUGUUCUUCAGAAUGAGAAUCUUCAGUCUUCUCAAACUUCUGAUCACAACAAUGCUCUGGUUAGUCAAGGUGGAUUCCAUGGUGGUUCCCAAGGAGGAUCUCGUGGGGGUCACAGAGGGGGAUCUAGAGGUGGCUACAGUGACCGAACAACUGACUCACUGGCUACUAUUCCAAAUUGUGAUGAUGUUAAGUGUUACUACUGCCAUGAGCUCAGUCACACCAAGCGCACGUGUAAGAAACUUUUGGCCAGACAUCUAAUGAGCUCAUCAGCACACGUUGCUCUGCCUC